GGAGCUAGCCUGCUGGUGCUAAGGUUAGCUGGGCGCGUUAGCAGCGAGCAGCGGACAUGUUGCGGCCAGACUUGCUGGACUAAACGCCGGCAGAAGCUGCUAAGGGGACGUCGCGGGGUGUCGCACCACCAUGGAUGCCGUCAACGCCUUCAACCAGGAGUUAUUCUCCUUGAUGGACUCCAAGCCACCGAUAUCUCGGGCCAAGAUGAUCUCCAUCACCAAGUCGGCCAUCAAGGCAUUAAAACUUUACAAACACGUGGUCCAGAUUGUGGAGAAGUUCAUCAAAAAGUGCAAGCCGGAGUACAAGGUCGCGGGCCUGUAUGUGGUGGAUUCUAUUGUCCGCCAGUCCCGGCACCAGUUCGGAGCGGACAAGGACGUGUUUGGACCGAGGUUCACCAAGAACAUCACAGGAACCUUCGAGAACCUCUGCCUUUGCCCGCUAGAGGAGAGGAGUAAGCUCGUGCGAGUGUUGAACCUGUGGCAGAAGAACAAUGUCUUCAAGAGCGAGGUCAUUCAGCCCCUCCUGGACAUGGCCGCCAGCGGGGGCGCGGGGCCCUACGCCGGCUCCGACGAGCCAGGUACACCUCCGUCUCCAGCCAAAGAAGCCGUCACCACGGUGACGACGGCCAACCCUGCCGCCGCGCCUGCGGGUCAGCUGCAGAAAGAGGACAACCCCUUCGCCGCCGUGGCGGAGCUCUUCCAGACCACACAGGGUCAGCAGCUUCAGCAGAUGCUCCAGAACUUCCAGCAGCAACCGGCGAAAGCGGAGCCACCCCCUCAGCCUCCCGCCCCUCAGCCUCCUGCCCCUCAGCCUCCCGCCCCUCAGCCGGACGUCCAACACGUCGCCCGCGUCUUCAGCCCAGCGCCCCCGCGCCCUGCCCCGCCCUCCCAGCAGAAGACGGCCUUUGAUCGGACGCUGCUGGAUCGUUUCGACUACGACGACGAGCCAGAAGCCGGAGAUGACAAAGAUGACUCCUCGCAUCCUUCCUUCAUGCAGCAGCCUCAUUCCUUCCCACCGUCCAUGAUGAACAUGUCUCAGGACCCCUCGCAGCAGGGCGCUCUUCCACCUAACGGUCAGCUCCCAGCCUUCGGCGUGCUCCCAGGACAAGGCUUCCCAGUUAUGGGACACCAUCAACCAGGCCAGCUGCCUCCAGGCUUCCCAGGGGGUUUCUUUCCCUCUGGAUCAGCCCAGCAGGACUCGUCAGUCGACGCAGGUUCAUCUAUGAGGGAUGGCAGACAUGGUCAAAGGUCACGUUCAGGCUCCAGGUCUCCCAAGCGGAGGAGGUCGCGCUCCAACUCCCGCACCCGCCGAUCCAGGCACAGGCGCUCACGCUCCAGGGACCGCCGCCAGCAGUCCCCGCGAUCCCGCUCGCAGGAGCGCAAGGAGAGGGAGCGGGAACGCGAGCGUCGCCAAAAGGGUCUACCGCCGUCCAAGAACGAGACGCUGAGCAUCUGCAGUACGACUCUGUGGGUGGGCCAGCUGGACAAGAGGACUCAGCAGCAGGACGUGGCGUGCCUGCUGGAGGAGUUUGGACCCAUUGACUCCAUCAAUAUGAUCCCUCCACGCGGCUGCGCCUACAUCGUCAUGGUACAUCGGCAUGAUGCCUUCAGGGCCCUGCAGAAACUCAGUCGAGGGCCCUACAAAGUCAACCAAAAAGCCAUCAAGAUUGCGUGGGCUCUGAACAAGGGCAUCAAGGCUGACUUGAAACAGUACUGGAACGUGGAGCUGGGGGUCACCUACGUGCCCUGGUCCAAGGUGAUGGAGGACCAACUGGAGGAGCUGAAGGAAGGAGGCGUCCUGGAUGGAGACACUUUAUCACCAGAGUGGAGCACAGCAAGGAAGGCCCUCAUGAACCCAGAGGAGCUCAACCACAACGGCGGGGCGGAGUCACAGCAGCACGAGGAGGCGCACCUGUUAGCCGCAGCUACUCCUGCACAGCUUCCUCCAAUGCAGCAGCCAAUGAUGGGCAUGGGACCUGUGCCGCCUCCUGGCUUCCCUGCCCCCAUCGGGAUACCACCUCCCUCCUUCCCCCCGGGCAUGCCCCCGCCGCCGUUCAUCCGACCUGGCUUCAACCCCAUGCAGAUGCCUCCAGGUUUCCCCCCACCCAGAACCAUGCCUCUCGGACCGCCGCCUCCUGCCAAAGGUGAAGACAUGCCUCUGGGCCCUGCAGGUCUGGUCACCAGGAAACACGAGGAGGUCUCGGACGCUCCCAACUUCUUCAAUAACCAGAUGGGAGCCAUGUGUAACCAGGUCGGCGCCCCUCCAGGAAGCAUCCAGCCUCCUACCGGGGGUCUGCUGGGGGCACGGCCCAGUUUAAUCCCAAUGCAGCGGCCCCCGGGUCCUCCCAUGCUGCACGGUCAGCGUUUCCCUCCACCCCGGGGGCCACACCCCCCCGCCAUGCCCCCCGUCCAACAGCAGAUUAUGCACAGGGGGCCUCACGCGCCGAUGAUCCGCCACGACGCUCCUCCGCCCAAAGGGGGGUUUGGGAUGCCCCCUUUGCACAGCAUCAGACCUCCCUUCCCUCCACAUGGGCCGCCCCCUCACGGGCCCCCUCCUCCCUUUGUCAGACCAGGGGUCCCCCGUUCGGGCGACGGGCCCGAGGAAAGGAGCGGCCGCCCUAUCAGGGGUGAGUGGACGGGAUUCAGGGACCAGGAGCCUGAUCGGGAGCGGGACCGGGAGCGGGAGCCUGAUCGGGAGCGGGACCGGGAGCCUGAUCGGGACCGGGAGCGGGAGCGGGACCGGGACCGGGAGCGGGACCGGGAGAGAGAUCGAGGGUUUGGGGGCGCCAGGCGUCCGUUCGGCGACAGAGCGCGGGGCGGCGACAGAAUGGACGCGAGGGACAGACUUGGCGGCUGGCAGGAAGACGGCGAUCAGCGUGGCGGCGGCUGGGAGAGGGACAGAGACCGACGAGACUGGAGGGACCGGCGAAGCAGCCUGGAUCGAGAAUGGGAGCGAGGGAGGGGCGGCGACGGAGAGCGGGAGAACGGGAGGGGCGAAGGCGGUGACAGAGGAAGGGCGGACGGCGCAAGUCGGGAGAGCGGAAGAGGAGCAGACGGCAAAGAAGCCGCGCGGCCCAGACGCCGCGAGAGGACCACACGGUGGGACCGCGACGACCGGUUGGCCGUGCUGGAGAACAUGGACAAGUUUCGCAGCCCUGAGGCUCCGCAGCCUGCGGCUCCACAGCCGGCGGCUCCGCAGUCGACGACUCCGCAGUCGACGACUCCGCAGUCGGCGGCUCCGCAGCCGGCAGCUCCCCAGCCUGCGGCUCUACAGCCGGCGGCUCCGCAGUCGGCAGCUCCGCAGCCGGCUCCGCAGUCGGCAGCUCCGCAGUCGGCUCCGCAGCCGGCAGCUCCGCAGUCGUCGGCUCCGCAGCCGGCAGCUCCGCAGUCGUCGGCUCCGCAGCCGGCAGCUCCGCAGUCGUCGGCUCCGCAGCCGGCAGCUCCGCAGUCGUCGGCUCCGCAGUCGGCUCCGCAGUCGGCUCCGCAGUCGGCUCCGCAGUCGGCUCCGCAGUCGUCGGCUCCGCAGUCGUCGGCUACACAGCCGGCGGCUCCGCAGCCAGCGGCUUCCACGGAUAUAUGUAAAGGACCUGUUUUGGAAGCCCCUCCAAAAACUACUGAAUCGGCAUCCCCGGCUCCUCCCCCGCAACCAGACGCCGCUAAGCCGCCGUCUUCCGAGGCUCAGACCGAGUCCAUGGAGGCCAAACCGGAGGCGGCCUCAUAGACUCCUGCGGAAUACUACCUGUGUCUAAACUGGUCCCAUGACUCCAUGACCUGGUCCACAAGCGAUCACAUGGGAGUCGCCACCUGAGAACUGAGUUCUUGCAUGUCCAUUUUGACUUCUGUCUCCAUCAAAGUAGAUUCCUUCUUUUAAACGACUUUUACAAGCUUUUGUUCUUUUUACUCCAUGACAACAGCCGUCGUGUGUUCCGGUCUCGCGUUCGCUUCGUUUUCCGUCACUCCAAUUUUCAAGGAUCAGCUGCAAAAACCGAUCCGUUUCUGCUUCGUUCCUCACCGCGCAAGGAAUGGUGUUUUCCUCCACGUGAAGACCUGACAAGUCCGACAAAGAAGGACGACACAGAGUUAUCUCUUCACAGACGCUCGUCCUGGAUAAAGCGACCCCUCCCCCACUCCUUAAAGCCUCGCUCACACGCAGGAUUCUCACAGGAAUGAGGCAAACAUUCAUAUAGCAUGUGCAUCUGCUGUGUUCAUGCGCAACUAUUAUACAAAUACACUAACUACAAUACAUUCCCUGUAAAAAAAAAACACAAUUUGGGAGCAGGCCAAGCUAAAAAUGCUGAAAGUGUCACCUGACGUAGAGAUCGACGUCUCCAGAGCAGUAAGAAGCUUACACAUGAUGAACUCACCUGGGCUGAUUUGUUUGCUUUUAUUAGUGCCACUGUGUGUUUUUCCUCACUAAACAGACUUUGUCCCACCUACGUGAUUUGUAGUGAUCGCCUCCAAUCAUCGUAAUCACAAAUGAAGAGCCCUGCUUGGAUCGGCCCUCUGUACAUAAACUGUUGACUGUCGGCACCGAGGAGGCACGCCGCUCUUCUCUCUCCAGCGAGUCGGUCCCGGUAGCAAAUGUGAAGGACUCGCUACGGCCUUUUGCUUUCAGCUUAACGCCCAAAUGUGUGAACAUUGACCGUACAAAAGACAUGGAUGUAAAAUGUUCAACAUUUCAGCCACAAAAAGGUUUUUAAUAAACUAUUUUUGUACCAAAA
This is a messenger RNA of Nerophis ophidion (straightnose pipefish), 4721 nucleotides long. RefSeq names its product SR-related CTD-associated factor 4a (gene scaf4a). Bases 131 to 3721 code for a protein of 1196 amino acids. Gene Ontology annotation, molecular function: RNA binding; RNA polymerase II C-terminal domain phosphoserine binding. The record is from RefSeq and is a predicted model, not a curated record. Gene Ontology annotation, biological process: negative regulation of termination of RNA polymerase II transcription, poly(A)-coupled. Gene Ontology annotation, cellular component: nucleus. Lineage: Eukaryota; Metazoa; Chordata; Actinopteri; Syngnathiformes; Syngnathidae. The transcript is spliced from 19 exons.